Molecule: messenger RNA, 1363 nt
Organism: Coregonus clupeaformis (lake whitefish)
Lineage: Eukaryota; Metazoa; Chordata; Actinopteri; Salmoniformes; Salmonidae
Product: transcriptional activator protein Pur-alpha-like
Exons: 1
Coding region: 71-913 (280 amino acids)
Biological process (GO): regulation of transcription by RNA polymerase II
Cellular component (GO): nucleus
Molecular function (GO): DNA-binding transcription factor activity, RNA polymerase II-specific; RNA polymerase II transcription regulatory region sequence-specific DNA binding; purine-rich negative regulatory element binding
Source: RefSeq, a predicted model, not a curated record
GUGGUUGACGGGCAGUCGAGGUUGCAGCAGGCUGAGGGAGACGGUGGAAGGUAAGCAGGGAGGCAGCAUCAUGGCGGACAGAGACAGUGGCAGUGACCACGGAGGGCUGGCCACAGGCCCCGGCUCGCUGCCUCCGGGCGCGAUGGGCGCCGCGGCAAGACUCCAACACGACACCGAGGAGCUCGCGUCUAAGCGAGUCGACAUCCAGAAUAAGCGCUUCUACCUAGAUGUGAAGCAGAAUGCGAAAGGCCGCUUUCUAAAGAUAGCGGAGGUCGGAGCUGGGGGAAACAAGAGCCGCCUCACUCUCUCUAUGUCAGUGGCAGUGGAGUUCCGCGACUAUCUCGGGGACUUCAUCGAACAUUACGCCCAGCUGGGCCCGAGUAACCCGGACAUAGUGCAGGAUGAGCCCCGGCGAGCCCUCAAGAGCGAAUUUCUAGUGCGAGAGAAUCGCAAAUAUUACAUGGAUCUGAAAGAGAACCAGAGGGGGCGGUUCCUCAGGAUCCGUCAGACCGUUAAUCGGGGUCCCGGAUUGGGAAGCGCACAAGGCCAGACAAUCGCGCUUCCAGCGCAGGGACUUAUCGAGUUCCGUGACGCUUUGGCCAAACUCAUCGAUGAUUACGGUAUGGACGAGGAUCCAGCCGAACUACCCGAGGGCACAUCCUUGACUGUUGACAACAAGCGCUUUUUCUUCGACGUGGGUUCCAACAAGUACGGAGUGUUCAUGCGGGUCAGCGAGGUUAAGCCUACCUACCGGAACUCCAUCACUGUUCCGUGCAAAGUGUGGUCCAAAUUCGGCAACACGUUCUGUAAAUAUGCCGAGGACAUGAGAAAGAUCCAGGAGCGGAGUAGAGAGAAACGGGCCUCCGAACUCCUACCGGAGGGCCAACAUGGUGAUGACGGGGACGAUGAUUGACGGAUUACCGGCUUGAGCAGAAAUAAAUAACAACAAACAAGACUUUAUAAUCAGACUUUUACUGUAAAAUAUAAAGAGAGAAUUCCAAGGGAACCACCCCACACACAACCUUCACAGUCAGAUUGGCAGUACUGUCUCGUCGCUCAUUGCUGGAUGUCACCCACUUACCAACCAUUUUAACAGUAAGCCGCUGCUAUCAAUAACUGUUUGAACUGUAACAUAUGAACUGUUUCCUACUUGAUUUAAAUGACAAUGAACAGAGUUUAUUCCUCUAACAAACAAACCGAUUUUGCACACGUCCAUGCUAUUUCGAAAAGGUUUCCAAAGUGCAAAAAAAAUAAAAUACAAAAUAAAAGCCGGGGUAUAAGCCUACAUGGAAAUUACGACGAUCUCCAUGUAAAUAAACAUUUGACAUCAGCACAAAGAGAAUAUAUAAAUUACUUAACCAAA